AUGGCUGCCAUGCUCGCCCGCUCCUCGAGCCUCCUCCUCCUCGUAAUGGCGUUGUGGACGUCGUCCUGCCUGCUUCUGCCGGCGGCCAUGGCUGAGAACACCGUGCAUCCCGCGUCGUCGUCGGCGGCGGCGGUGGCGGCGGCGCAGCCGAGCAUAGCUGCCGCAGGCAAGUACCGCCCGACGACCACCGGCACGCUGCCGGCAGCGUCAUCGUCGUCAUCCGCUCCAGCGGCGGUCGCGGUCCCACCGGGGACACCAGCAGCGGCGUCUGAACCCGCAACAACCGCCACCGCUGGCACGGCUCCGGAGAAGUUCCCGCUGCCGACGCCGCACGGCGGCGUCGAGCCGGACCUGCCGGCACCUCAUGGCGGCGGCGAGCCGUACCUGCCCGCUGCACAGGUGGCCGGAGCGCUGCCGGUGCCCACGCCUGACGAGCUGCCCAGCGGGGCCAGCCUCGGAUUCGGCAGCAACGGGGGCCUUGGGUUCGGCGGACCCGGCGACGAGUGCUGCGGCGGCGGAGGAAACGGCUGGUUCGGCGGGCCAGGUGGCUUUGGACCCGGAACCUACGGGUACAAUGGUCCACUCUACUGGGGGGCAGCGCCGGCGGCGGCAGGGCUUGGACGCGUCAUCAACGUCGUCCUGCCACUCGUGAUUACAAAACACUGUGUCGGUCGUUUUGGGACUGUUCCUGUGCACAGAUCGGGACAGAUUGCGGAUAAGUUCAGCUUGUCAAAGUUCGGAGUCCAAAGGAGUUACAUCCUGGUCCUGAGCAACCUCCUGACGGGACCCAUCCCGCCGUCGUACGCCGAGUGCACGCCGCUGCUCCGGUUCCGGGUGAGCAACAACCACCUGGAGGGCGACGUGCCGCCGGGCAUCUUCGGCCUCCCGCACGCCUCCAUCGUCGACCUCAACUAUAACCACUUCACGGGCCCCGUGGCGGCCACGGUGGCGGGCGCCACGAACCUGACGUCGCUGUUCGCGUCCAACAACCAGAUGUCCGGCGUGCUCCCGCCGGAGAUCGCCGGCGCGUCGGGGCUGGUGAAGAUCGACCUGAGCAACAACCUCAUCGCCGGCCCCAUCCCGGCGUCCGUGGGCCUGCUGUCGAAGCUGAACCAGCUGUCGCUGCAGGGGAACCGGCUGAACGGGUCCAUCCCCGAGACGCUCGCCGGGCUCAAGACCCUGAACGUGCUGAACCUGUCGGACAACGCGCUGUCCGGCGAGAUCCCGGAGUCGCUGUGCAAGCUGCUUCCCAACUCGCUGGACUUCUCCAACAACAACCUGUCGGGGCCGGUGCCGCUGCAGCUCAUCAAGGAGGGCCUGCUGGAGAGCGUGGCGGGGAACCCGGGGCUGUGCGUCGCGUUCCGGCUGAACCUGACGGACCCGGCGCUGCCGCUGUGCCCGCGGCCGAGCCUGCGGCGCGGGCUGGCCGGGGACGUGUGGGUGGUGGGCGUGUGCGCUCUGGUGUGCGCGGUGGCGAUGCUGGCGCUGGCGCGGCGGUGGGUGCUGCGGGCGCGGCGGCUCGCGGAGCAGGACGGGGCGCUGGCGUCGUCGCCGGGGUCCAGCGCGUCGUACGACGUGACGAGCUUCCACAAGCUGACCUUCGACCAGCACGAGAUCCUGGAGGCGCUGAUUGACAAGAACAUCGUGGGCCACGGCGGAUCCGGAACCGUGUACAAGAUCGAGCUCAGCAGCGGCGAGCUGGUGGCGGUGAAGAAGCUGUGGGUGUCGACGCGGCGGCUGCGGCCGCCGAGCAGGAAGCAGGUAGACUGGGCGGCGGCGGUGGCGAUGACCAACACCCCCACCUCCAACAACAGAGACGGCGGGUGGCUCGGCGACCGCGAGCUCCGCACGGAGGUGGAGACGCUGGGCAGCAUCCGGCACAAGAACAUCGUGAAGCUCUACUGCUGCUACUCCAGCGCCGACUGCAACCUGCUGGUGUACGAGUACAUGCCCAACGGCAACCUGUGGGAGGCGCUGCACGGCUGCUACCUGCUGCUGGACUGGCCGACGCGCCACCGCGUGGCGCUCGGCGUCGCGCAGGGGCUCGCCUACCUCCACCACGACCUCCUCUUCCCCAUCGUCCACCGCGACAUCAAGUCCUCCAACAUCCUCCUCGACGCCGACUUCGAGCCCAAGGUCGCCGACUUCGGCAUCGCCAAGGUGCUCCAGGCGCGCGGAGGCGCUGACCGCGACGGCUCCACCACCACCAUCGCCGGCACCUACGGCUACCUGGCGCCAGAGUACGCCUACUCGUCCAAGGCGACGACCAAGUGCGACGUGUACAGCUUCGGCGUGGUGCUCAUGGAGCUGGCCACGGGGAGGAAGCCCAUCGAGCCGGAGUUCGGGGACACGAGGGACAUCGUGCACUGGGUCUCCGGCAAGGUGGCCGCCGGCGCCGGAGCCGAGGCGGACGCGCUGGACAAGCGCCUCGCGUGGAGCCCCUACAAGGAGGAGAUGGUGCAGGCGCUGCGCGUCGCCGUGCGAUGCACCUGCAGCAUGCCGGCACUCCGCCCCACCAUGGCCGACGUCGUGCAGAUGCUCGCCGAGGCCGGGCCACCCGCCGGCCGGACGACAAAGAACGACAAGGACGACAAAGAUCAUCAUCAUGCUACUCCUCCUCCUUAG
This is a messenger RNA of Miscanthus lutarioriparius, 2625 nucleotides long. Lineage: Eukaryota; Viridiplantae; Streptophyta; Magnoliopsida; Poales; Poaceae. The record is from the annotation of a GenBank genome assembly.